Messenger RNA from Benincasa hispida (wax gourd), 2520 nucleotides. The record is from RefSeq and is a predicted model, not a curated record. Lineage: Eukaryota; Viridiplantae; Streptophyta; Magnoliopsida; Cucurbitales; Cucurbitaceae.
AGCCAUGGCCAUUCCAACAGAAACCACAAUCCGUCGUUUUAUAGGGCACACAUUACAAUGAAGCGCAAUCCCAAACCUUCAAUUUCUAAUGGUUCUUCUUCGAUUCUUCUCUACUACCUUCCGUUCUAUUAUUUUCAUUUAUCAUGUUUUUGGGUUCCUUUAAUUUUGAUAUCUUGUUGUUGCUACCCUUUCAUAUUUGAAGUAUUUUCCGAGAAUUUUGUUCCUUAGAGAAUCGAUUUUGUUUGUUAACUCUAUUCUUAAUCAUUUCAUUCUGCCUCUAAUGUAUUUAAGUUAUUAUUGUGGUUAUGUUCGAAUUCGUUCUCGAUGGGUUCCUUUCUGGCUGAUUAUACCUCGACUUCUUUUAAUUAAUGAAUGUUUGACGGUGUAUUAGUUUUUGCUCUCACAGAAUUCUUUGUUGAUUUUAACGUAAUUUGGUAUAUUCCAUAAUGAGAAGUCUGAAGUGAUCAAUCUUGUACAUGGUCCCUUAAGAUAAUAAUGUCCAUAAAUCCUUCAUGAACAUUCCCUUAUAGAUAGUAGCCGAUGGAAGAGAUCAAAAGUUGGAGAUCUUGAUUGUGAUAGACCUUUGACAAGCAGAAGAGAUUCUUCUCCCAUAUCCUUGAAAGAAAGACAUGUUACAUACCGUGAGUUUUCCACAUUACCCAACUCUCAAUUGCAGUUUCCUGCAGUAGCGAGCUAUUGGAGGCUCCCAGUAUUAUCAAUUCUCUUUGUCCUUUGUUCUUUUUUGAGUUUCAUUCUAGUUAAGUUUCUUAUUGUCUUAAUGCAUGACCCAUUAAAUAGUUGAAAUGUGGAUAUAUUUUCUUUUAUGGGUGCAAUGAACAGCAAAUAAUGCAAAAACUUCUGAGUUUGCAUUUUUUAAGAAGUUCAGGGAAGAUGCAAACCAUAGAUUCAGUUCAUCUCUUCCACGUCAAAAGGAACUUCAAUCAAAGAAUUUCAACACGAGCGAUAGUUUCAGAGAGAGAGCAAACCCUGUUGAAAACCGCUGUAAAGACUUCACAUCACAUCAUCUUGUUGAGAACGUCACUCCUGUUAACUUUAACUCGAUGCAUUUACCUCUGAGCAAUUCAUCCAAAAUUUCAGAGGUAGAUGUGAAACACACUCAUAAAACAUUGAAGGAUAUAGAGAGCAAACAGAGCAACGUGGAAAAUGAUGAUAUUUUUAGUAGGAAGAGGCAGAAAUUACGUCAGUUCAUUCAGAAUAUGUCGUUCCAUGGAGCUGGUGAAUCAUAUGAGAAGGGGUCAGACUCGCCUUUAUCUUUUGUUUCAUCGUCUUUCUGGCUGCAACUAUGUAGUUUUUUUUUAUACUUGUCCAGGUACGGUGUUGUUUCCAUGCUACUUAGCCGGCUUAUACCUGAUAGCAAUCAGUGUAAGUUUAAUAAUAGCUUGGAAAAACUACAAAGGUUGCCUGGAAGGUGCUGUCCAAGGCUUGAUUAUGAGCAUCAUUUGAAUAAUAGUUCAUCACCAUGUCGUUUGAAUGAAUCGAGAGGAAGAGUUUUUUCCCAUUCUGAUUUCUCAACCAAUAGCGAUGAUAACAAUUUCCAAGAUUACAGAACCAAGGAGUUUGACUGUGAUGUAGAAACAAAAAUGACUUUGCUGGAUGUCAAUGUUUCACCUCUUACUGCUGCAGUUGAUAACUAUAGAUCACUUAUUUCCAGCCUUUUCAAACCGCAAUAUGGUUUGUAUGAUCAAGGUGAACAUUUGUACCUAAGAAAGCAAGAGCUAGAACCUCUUCUGCUAGGUUGGGAUACCGACAACAUAAAAGAUGUAAGCUUUUCUUCUCAACUUACAGAGUUGAACACAUUUGCCGAGUUACCAAUUACCUUCGCUGAUGAUCAUCAGCCGAACUUGCACAAGAGUUUUGGUGCUGUUGCGCUAUGUUCAUCCCCUUUCCCUUCCAGUAAUCGUAGAAACUUGUACUCAUUGCCAUACUCCAGUUUAGCCAGCUAUCAAAUCCGUGGAUUAAGUUGGCAUAAUGUUGAAAAGGAGGAAGAUAUAGAUGCCACUUUCAACAACAUGCAUUUGAAUUUCUCAUCUGUACCCAAAUGCCUUCGUCAGUGUGAUAACUAUGUCAACGACGAAGGCAGCCGUGACUUCUGUGCACAAAGUGCUGAUUGGGUUAUGAAUAAUGUGUUGGAUGACAAACACCAAAAUCCUUCUGUAGAAAGUCUGUGUGCUUCUGACAUCGUCUUUGAUUUUGGACGGAAAUAUCUCUCAGGCUCAAAGGAGCAAUGCCAAACAGCUUAUCAUAUACUUCAGUACCCACCUGAUGAAAUGAACCUAUAGCCCUUGUCAAUGAAGAAUGUAAUAAUGACAGUUCAGAUGAUGUCCUCGCAGAUUAUUGGCUGCCCUUCUUUAUCCAACCUGAGUCAUUCUUUCAAGAAGGGAAGGUAUGCUCCAUAGUGGCUGAUAAACUUAGCUGGGAUGCAGCCAGAAGUGAAAUAAAUGUUGAUAUAACUGAAAUGAAUUGCAUAUUAUAGCAGGUUCAAUUUAUAAUUGUUCCUUU